UGAUCAGAAACACAGAUGGAGGGAGUGAAUUCAUGGAUAAAAAUGGAAGACAUUGAAAACUAUACCAGUCUACAAGAGUUCACAGAGGAUAUCUCUCAUAGUGGAAACAGACCAAUACUCAACACAUUGCAGGGCAAACAAGGUGUCGACAAAGGGGCAAAGUGUUUGAGGGGGCAGGCCUCUCUUAUCCUGUCCAUUGCCCUAUUGGCCUCUGUUUGUGCAAACAUAGUACUUGGUGUUCUCUUAAACAGUCGCAAAUCAUCUCCUACUGUACUGCAAGCUGAGAGUGAUGAAUCUGAGGCCGCUUCUUUGUCUCUCAAACUUACCGCCAUGCAGGAACGUUUCUCUCGCCUUUGCUCUGAAUACAUGACUCUUGGACAGACAUGCUCAAAACAGGUGAUCCAGUGUAUGCCAUGCCCAGAGGCUUGGAUGCAUUUGGAAGGGAGGUGUUAUUUCUUUAGUGAGGACAAACUUGACUGGGAACACAGCAAAGACAGCUGUGCAUCUAUGGGUGGACAUCUGACUAUACUGCACAGCCAUGAGCAACAUCACACCCUUGAGAGUGUCGCACACCAGAGUGGUGGACAAGACUAUCAUUUCUGGAUUGGCUUAUCAGACACUGAGACUGAGGGGGUGUGGAAAUGGGUGGAUAACACAGUUGUUAAUAGGACGUUCUGGAAUGAAUGGCAUAAAGAGCCAAAUAAUCACCAGUCCGAUGGGAUUCAUGGAGAGGAUUGCGCAGUGCUGGAUUCUCGUUCCAAAACAUGGUUCGAUGUGCCCUGCCAUUUCAGUUACAAACGUAUCUGUGAGAUGGAUCCUAUCACCAUCAGCAUAUGAAUAGAAGUUGAAGUGUGCAAAAUACGUGUUUCUAUUUUUUUUCUGUUGACCCUUGUCUUUUUAAUAAACAAUGAAAUGUGAUUUAAGAA
Molecule: messenger RNA, 926 nt
Organism: Myxocyprinus asiaticus (Chinese sucker)
Lineage: Eukaryota; Metazoa; Chordata; Actinopteri; Cypriniformes; Catostomidae
Product: CD209 antigen-like protein E
Exons: 7
Coding region: 16-837 (273 amino acids)
Source: RefSeq, a predicted model, not a curated record